UCCUUCCCCAGCCAGGCAGCUUUUCCCUGGCCUGUUGUCGGGCUGGCUCAGCUCCAGGCUCUGCCCCGUCCCUCCCCUGCUCUGAGGCCGCCUGUCCCGCCCCUCCUGAGGGAAGUGCUGGCUCAGCAGCGAGGGCCAGGCCUGGCAGUGGUGCAGUUGCUGGUGCCCAUCACAGCCAUGGCAGUCAGGCACAGGCUGGGCAGGGCCUGGGCUGGCUGCAGCCUGCAGGGCCAGAGGCUGGCUCACGCCGAGGCCAUGGGCCAGCUGCAGCGGGAGUACGACGCCGUGGUGAUAGGGGGAGGGCACAACGGGCUGGUUGCAGCUGCCUACCUGCAGAAGUCAGGCGUGCGGACAGCCGUGCUGGAGAGGCGUCAUCUUCUGGGAGGCGCUGCGGUCACAGAGGAGAUUGUCCCAGGCUUUAAGUUCUCCAGAGCGUCCUACCUGCUCAGCCUGCUGCGGCCGCAGAUCUCCACAGAGCUGGAGCUGCAGCGGCACGGUCUGAGGGUCUACGCCCGUGACCCCUACUCCUUCACCCCCAUGCUGGAGGAUGGGCAAGCCCGGCGCUCGCUCCUGCUGGGCCACAACAUGGCGGACACCCAGCGGCAGAUUGCUCAGUUCUCCUCCAAGGAUGCACAGGCCUAUCCAAAGUACGAGGCGUUCCUGAGCCGCUUGGUGUCGGCCCUUGACCCGCUGCUGGACGCCGCACCGGUGGACCCCGCUGCCUGGAGCCAGGGCCCCCUGCUGCAGCGGCUCCACGCCCUGCGAGGCCUGCAGCCCCUGCUGCGGGCGGGCCUGUCGCUGGGGAAGCAGCUGCCCCAGUAUUACCAAGUGCUCACGGCCCCAAUCACCAGGACCUUGGAUCUCUGGUUCGAGUCGGAGCCCCUGAAAGCGACCCUGGCCACGGAUGCAGUGAUCGGUGCCAUGGCCAGUCCCCACACGCCCGGCAGCGGGUACGUGCUGCUGCACCACGUGAUGGGCGAGCUGGAGGGGAGACAGGGGUCCUGGGGCUACGUGGCAGGCGGCAUGGGAGGGGUGUCCCAGGCCAUCGCCCGCGCAGCUGCUGCCCACGGGGCAGACAUCUUCACCGAGAAGCCAGUCGCCCGCGUGCUGCUGGGUCCCCACGGGGAGGCGCAGGGUGUCGUCCUGCAGGACGGGACCGAGGUGAAGAGCAAACUGGUUCUGUCCAACGCAUCUGCUCAGCUCACGUUCCUGCAGCUCGUUCCCCAGGGGCAGCUGCCGGAGGAGUUCCUCCAGCGAGUGGCGCAGUUCGACACGCGCUCCCCCGUCUCCAAGAUCAAUGUGGCUGUGGAUCGGCUGCCCAGCUUCGUGGCUGCACCCAACGCCGGUGAUGGCCGCCCACUGCCCCAUCACCAGUGCUCCAUCCACCUGAACUGCGAGGACACACACCUCCUCCACCGCGCCUUCCAGGAGGCCAGCAGUGGGGAGCCAUCCACUAGGCCCAUGAUCGAGCUGUGCAUCCCCUCGGUGCUGGACCCCACUCUGGCUCCCCCGGGCUGCCACGUGGUCUCUCUCUUCACGCAGUACACCCCAUACGCGCUGGCCGGCGGGCGGCAGUGGGACGAGCAGGAGCAGAACGCGUACGCCGACAGGGUGUUUGACUGGGUCGAGAGCUACGCACCAGGGUUCAAGGCGUCCGUCGUCGGCAGAGACGUCCUGACGCCGCCGGCUUUGGAGAAGAUCUUUGGGCUGCCCGGAGGGAAUAUAUUCCACGGCGCGAUGUCUCUGGACCAGCUGUAUUUUGCCCGACCAGUGCCCUCGUACUCUGGCUACAGGUCCCCGAUCCCAGGCCUGUACCUCUGCGGCAGUGGCGCCCACCCCGGUGGGGGAGUGAUGGGCGCUCCAGGCCGCAAUGCAGCCAGCGUGGCCCUAGAGGACUUCAAGCACAUGUGACGGCAGAGGCGAUGCACCGGCCUAGCCCAGGGAAACGGAUGGUGGCUGUCGUGACCUGGCCAUGCGUGUGCCUCUCGCCACCCCCCAAAUACCCCACAGCAUGGUGCUGUUAGAGCUAGCCCUGCCCUGGGGCUGCUGCCUCCCCCCGACCCUGUACUCUGAGUGUUUACACCGUUGCUCUUACCUGUCUCUGGCAUGGUAACCGGGGCAUGUGGGGCUGGCAGAGCCCUGUCUGCUCCUAGCCCAUCCUGCCCUGGCAGUGCUGGUUCCAGCGCAUGCACACGCGGGCACACACACACCACAGAGCCCAGGGGAUCAAACCCCGUCCCAGAGCUGACCGCAGAGGGCUGUUGGCAGGGGCAGGUCUAGCUCUGCCUGGAGAGGGACACUAGCCAACCCUUUCUAGUGUAGACAAGGCCCAGGGCAGACUGAGCCCUUGCCUGCUCUCCUAGAACCGCCAGGCACAGCGCUGGCCAGGAUUGCUCAUCCUUGCCCCUGAGCUAAGCUGAAGUCUGGAUCAUGUUACACAACCCCUCAGUCAGCGGCAGAAUAAAAAUCCCAACAGCU
Molecule: messenger RNA, 2478 nt
Organism: Dermochelys coriacea (leatherback sea turtle)
Lineage: Eukaryota; Metazoa; Chordata; Testudines; Dermochelyidae
Gene: PYROXD2
Product: pyridine nucleotide-disulphide oxidoreductase domain 2
Exons: 16
Coding region: 178-1911 (577 amino acids)
Molecular function (GO): oxidoreductase activity
Source: RefSeq, a predicted model, not a curated record